AUGCCACUUCCUACCCUUCCCUCGUCUCCUCCUCUCUCUCCUCUCUCUCCCCUCUCGCCGUGCCCGUCUCCCGUGUCGACCUCUGCCACUUCGCUCUGCGCCUGUGCGCCGUCCCGAGCGGUUCCGCUCUCUUCACCUUCUAGGGCGCGUGCAGAGGCCACCGCCGAGCGGAGUGCACUGACUAGCGGAGAGAAGAACCCAUCCACCAUGGACGAUACGCGAAGCUCCGAAACCUCCCUCGAGUCUUCGCCCGUCUUCCUCUCCCCCAAGGAUGACAGCGACGUUGCAGAGGCCUCUCCAGACAGCGCCGCACUCCGUCUGGCGACGAGGAGGACUGAAGACCUCGUCACGGGCAAGUGUGCGCGUACGCCGCGAGAGGCGCUUCGACGCGCAGCGACGGAAACCGGCGAACAGGGAGCAGGACAAACACGCCGAAGGAGCGACAGCUCUGUGCGCGCUGACGGCCAAAAGGACGUGUGCGGGUCAAUGGAAGGCGCGAGGCUAGGAUGGGCUGAAGGACUACCUCGCAGCAGCUUGAAGGAAUUCGGGAAGAUCUCGAGGAGAAAAGAAAAACUUCCAACAGAGAAAGGCAGGCGUCUCACGCCAGCGCCGACCACAGCGAGCGAGAAAAACGGACCGAGCGGCUCUGUCCCUCAGGCAGCUACACAACCAGAGGAGAAAGAGGCACCAGAGAGGCAAGGGCAGGACGGUCACAUCGACGCACCCAUGCGCGCAGAGCGGCGAGAGAGCGAGAGCUUCACGGCAUCGUCAGUUGUGUCCCCAGAAUCUUUGACCGAAGACGACUUCGAAAUCCCACGGCGAGAGGCCUCAGCGCUGGUGACACGAGAAGCCACGACGACAGCUAGCGAAGAAGACGAGGAAGACGGCGAGGCUGGAGCUGCUAGGGAAGACCAGAGGGAGGACAAAAAGACUCCUUUCUCGGUGUUUUUCUCGCCGCAAAAGCGUGUGGUGGACAUCUUCCCUGCACCGUUCGCACAGCGACAGCACCCUGCGAAGCGGGAGACGCGUUUCGGCACGCCUGCGGCCGCUUCCUCCGCAGGCCUACGAGCGGCUCUCCGAGGGGACACGUGGAAGGGACUAUUCUUGGCGGCCGCGCGCUGGAUGGCUGUUACUCUCUUUUCUCUGCUUCUUCUUCUUGCCAAGCUCGCUUGCUCUCUGUGGGCAGCUCUCGCUCGCUCGCUGCUCCCUCUCGGGUUCGUUGAGCGCGUCGAAGGACGCGCGGCGCACACUGUGGACGCCGUGAAGGGCUUCCUUCUCGCGUGUCGACAGAAGAAGCGCAUGGCAUUGGCUGGCACUGACUGCCGCUCUGCGCAAUCUCAUGUCUCGUGCUUCCCCCCGUUGUUCUCGCUUGCUUCUGUUCCAACCGCGUCGCUGUCCUCGCCAGCAGAAGCCCUGCAGGCUCUCCACACGACGGCAGAAGCUUCCGCUGGAAAAGGCCCAGCAGCAUCUGCAGAGGAGGAAAAACCACGUGGCACGAAAGAAGACAAAGAAGUGGACUUCUUCGGCCUGACGCCUGACGACAUCCUGGCUUUGGGUGAGAGCAGCGCCCUCUCCCCCCCCGCCCCCCCCACAGGCGGGCGUCCACCGAGCGGUGGCGCAGAUGCCUCUCCCCUGGCGGGGGCUGGCGCGGCGAGUUUGUAG
Besnoitia besnoiti is the source of this 1662-nucleotide messenger RNA. RefSeq lists its product as uncharacterized. The coding region runs from base 1 to 1662 and encodes 553 amino acids. The transcript has a single exon. The record is from RefSeq and is a predicted model, not a curated record. Lineage: Eukaryota; Apicomplexa; Conoidasida; Eucoccidiorida; Sarcocystidae.